Messenger RNA from Acanthaster planci (crown-of-thorns starfish), 4160 nucleotides. It is a transcript of the gene ssrp1, whose product is annotated as structure specific recognition protein 1. NCBI's taxonomy places the organism in Eukaryota, Metazoa, Echinodermata, Asteroidea, Valvatida, Acanthasteridae. Gene Ontology annotation, cellular component: nucleus; FACT complex. Gene Ontology annotation, molecular function: DNA binding; histone binding; nucleosome binding. Gene Ontology annotation, biological process: regulation of chromatin organization. The record is from RefSeq and is a predicted model, not a curated record.
UAUUCGCGCCAUUCGAUGUCGACCUUACAUCUUGCAAUUUGUGUUGGGUUUCGGUUUCGUGCUCGGAAAAAUUGCUGAGUGAAUGUUGCUUGCAAAAUGACAGACGCACUAGAAUUUACGGAUAUUUGGCAGGAAGUGAGAGGUGCUAUGAAUGGCGGCCGUCUUAAACUGAGCAGGCAAGGUGUGUACUUCAAAAGCAACAAGACUGGUAAAGUGGAGCAGGUGCAAGUAGAGGAUCUUGCCGAAACCAACUGGCUGAGAGUGGCUAAAGGAUACGAGCUGAAACUCCGCCUCCAAAAUGGCACUAUCUUCAAAUAUGAUGGCUUUCAGGAAUCGGACCAAGAGAAACUGACUGAAUUUAUCCGAAAUAAUUACAACCUCAGUUUAGACGAGGUGGAACUUGCUGUUAAGGGACGGAACUGGGGCUCAGCUAAAUUUAAUGGCACAGAGCUCGCCUUUGAGGUUGACAAAAAGCCAGCCUUCCACAUUCCUCUAGGCAAUGUGUCUCACAGUACGACUGCCAAGAACGAGGUCAUUCUUGAAUUUCAUCAAAAUGAUGACACUGAGGUAUCUUUGAUGGAGAUGAGGUUUUAUGUUCCUCCAACAGAAUCAGACGUCAAUGCUGCCGAGGCAUUUCAUGAAAAGAUUCUGGCCAAAGCUGAUAUCAUCCAAGCCACGGGAGAAUCCAUCGCAUCAUUGGAGCAAAUACCUUGUCUCACUCCAAGAGGUCGUUACGACAUCAAGAUAUUCCCUACCUUCCUCCAACUUCACGGCAAAACAUUUGACUACAAGAUCCCAUUCACUACCGUACUUCGUCUGUUUUUGUUACCUCAUAAGGACAAUCGCCAGAUGUAUUUUGUGAUCAGUCUGGAUCCACCCAUCGUACAGGGCCAGACCAGAUAUCAUUUUCUCAUCCUGAGCUUCAACAAGGAAGAUGAUAUGUCACUGGACCUCAACCUCACUGAAGAGGAGAUUGAGGAGAAAUACAAGGGGAAGUUACAGAAGCACAUGACGGGGCCAUCGUUUGAGAUCGUCAGUCGGUUGAUGAAGUCACUAUCAGCACGGAAGAUUACUAUUCCUGGAUCCUUCACAGGUCGAUCCGGAGCACAGACUGUGAGCUGUUCCUACCGGUCCAACAGUGGUUUCCUGUACCCCUUGGAGAGGGGAUUCAUCUACGUUCACAAACCCCCCAUCCACAUCCGCUUUGAGGAGAUCGCUUGCGUCAACUUUGCUCGGGGUACUGGCAGCUCUCGCUACUUUGAUUUUGAGAUUGAGACCAGGAACGGAAAUGUCUAUGUCUUCAGUAGCAUAGAAAAGGAUGAGUACAGUCCUCUCUUUGACUUCGUUAGCAACAAGAAACUCAGAGUCAAGAACAGAGGUGGCAACAUCAAGGACGGAAAGUCAGUCAACUAUGAGGAUAUGGUGGACAGUGAUGAUGACGAAGAUACCCAUGAUGCCUACCUGGAACAAAUGAAAGCUGAAGGGAGGGAACGAGAUGAUGGGGAACCAGACGAGGAUUACAUUGCUGACAUGGACUCUGAUGCCUCAGAUAGUGAUUUCAAACCUGGAGACAGUGGAAGUGAUGUGGCAGAGGAAUACGACAGUAACCCGUCCACCAGUGAUUCAUCCUUAUCGGAUGCCAGCUCUUCAGAGGUUGAAGAGGGAGAACUGAAACGUAAGAAGCAUCGAGACAGUAAACCAAAAAGGAAAGUCAAGACGGUGUCAGAAAAACCACGUAAGAAACGAAAGGAGAAGAAAGAGAAGGAUCCGAACAUGCCGAGACGGCCCAGCUCGGCCUACAUGAUCUGGCUGACAGAGCAUAGAGAGGAGAUCAAGAAGAGUUACCCAGGCAUCAGUGUGACCGAGGUGUCCAAGAAGGCUGGCGAGAUGUGGAACAAACUAGAAGACAAAUCUGAGUGGCAGGAGAAGGCCGCUAAGUUAAAGGAAGCUUACACCAGAGCCAUGGCUGAAUACAAGGCCAAACUGAAAGCAGAAGGUGGUUCCUUUCAGAAAAAAACAACUCCUAAGAAGACCAAGUCAUCUGAUUCUGCGUCCAGCCCAACUAAGAAGCCAUCCAGCGCUGGGUCAGGAGGGAACUAUAAGAGUAAGGAGUACAUCAGUGAUUCUUCAUCAUCAGGAGGAGAUGAUGAUGACGAUGAAGAUGAGGAUGAAGAGGAUGCCAAGUCAGAGGCAUCUGAAGGAGCUGUCAGUAACCCUGCAAGUUCCGAGGAAGAAAAGGAGGCGUCAGGAGGCAGCAAUCUCGAAGAAGAAGAAGAGGAGGAAGAUGAUGAUGAUGAAUGAGAAGACAUCUUGUCGACUUCCAACCUUGUUGCCAGGCAAGCUGAACUGACGAAACCAUCUGACCAGUUCUGUCACAAAGAUUUAUUGUAAAACUGCUUUAAUCUUUCAUGUAAUUUCCCCUGUACUUUGGAAACAUGGAUAAGUUAACACUGUCUUUUAUGCUUAAAGCCUUGAGCAUUUGGUCCUUGGUAAAUUGGGCUGUUUAGAAGUAAGCCUCUUGUCUUGCUCUGAAGAUUAAUAUUCACAUCAGUGAACUCUGUGCCAGUUUUUGGUCGAUUGCUGUCUCUAGCUGAUGUUUACCAUGUUGCAGCCAUUUGUGUCUGGUACCAUGCACACAUGUGUAUUGUCAGUGCAUAUUUAGAUAAAUGCAGCCAGACUGUUAUUUGUGUUUCUAUCUAUUGCAGUCAAUUGGAUAUGUCAGAAGGAUGUAAGUCACUUGCAGCCAUGUUGAAUUCCUUGUUCUUUACCCAGUGAAGGCAACUUUGUGAAGUUGUUUUUUCAAUCAAAACUUUAACUUGAAACCUAACUCCCUUGGCAUUUUUUGGCUAGGAAGCGACCCAAAUCAUGCAAAAUCCUUCAACUACCUUCAUGUAAAAGUUGAGUGUAGCCUUGAUCCUCCAGAAUCCUCCCAAAUCCCUCAGAGAAUUUUCAAGGAUUAGAAAAGGCUUGGGUCAAUGAAGAAAUGCUUGUGUCCUUUAAAUAAGGCUUGUGCGGGAAAGGUCUUGGUUUGAAAACCUAACUCUUUUGUCCACAAAAGGCAGAGCAUUCAAACUGGUGCACUUGCUCAUCUGUCAAAGCUUCCAUAGCACAUAUUACGAGGCACAAAUAUGUCGAUGCCUGGGCCAGGUGAAUAUAUACUCAACGUGUAUGCGAUGCCACAAAUGUGAGAUAUAACGUGGUUACACGUAUUGAGAGGAGGCAAACAUUAAAUAGUUGUGUGGCAUUAAAUGCCCAUUCCAGUUACCAAUCACGACUUAUUGUGUCAUAUUGCAUAAUAUGUGAUAUUUGUGAUGGAGGCGUGUGGGUAGGCGUGUCUUUCUAUCCUUUAUCUUCUCCAGCAUUAGAAGAUAUGGUAGUACGUCUUCAUCCUUACAGCAUUUACUGUAGAAACAAAGCAACUGUAACAGUGUUAGGAUCAUGGUCAAAAUAUUAACAUUGCCCAGCAGUGGAAGUCCAAAAAGUGGGGGGGGGCAUAUAAUGGCAGAGCUACAGUUCCUAAUGUACGGGCAUAUUGCAAGCUUUCAUUCCUGAAACUUACAUCAAAGUGAUGCCUUCUUUGUAGUUUUUUGUACUCCAUGUCUACUUAUUGAAAUGACAGCCUUGCAAAAUAACCUCAGCAUGUAUAUCUUGGAUUUACUCCAAAAAGAUGUGUCCCCCCCCCCAUUGUUGGGAAUAUGCUAACCUUCCCCAGGAUUAUGCACAAUUUUUUUUGACAUGGUUCAUGAUUCUUGUAUGGCUUUUUUUUUCAUUCUUUAGAAUCAUAUUUUUUCCGGGGAGGAACCAUAAAUGAAAUUUCAGUUUUCCUUUUCAGCAACUUUUUUUUUGUUGUGGAAAUGCAGCAGACAUAUGUCCUUGACAGUGGUAAAAACAGCUGAUCCCUGCAACAUUGAGAGAGCUCAGAAAAUAAGAGUCAGUUUUUAAAAAGACCAUUGUUUGCAUAGUUGAGUGCUUCCAAAUUUGGUUUCUCGUCCCUCAAUGACGAGAGAACAACACUCGUCUGUGUGUUCCCCUGAAAGGCCAAAUGAUGACCGUGUUGAUUCAGAUUUAGGAAUUGCAGAUUUCAAACUAAUGCUUUGUUGGAUUUUUUUGGUCAGUAAUCUGCUGGCAUGCAGUAAAAUGUGUAACUUUUGGGACAGAAA